Molecule: messenger RNA, 5463 nt
Organism: Exophiala spinifera
Lineage: Eukaryota; Fungi; Ascomycota; Eurotiomycetes; Chaetothyriales; Herpotrichiellaceae
Exons: 5
Coding region: 1-5463 (1820 amino acids)
Biological process (GO): protein import into nucleus; post-transcriptional tethering of RNA polymerase II gene DNA at nuclear periphery; RNA export from nucleus
Cellular component (GO): nuclear pore cytoplasmic filaments; nuclear pore
Molecular function (GO): structural constituent of nuclear pore
Source: RefSeq, a predicted model, not a curated record
AUGGAUGAGCUAACUCCGCUACUUGUAGGUUUCGGAAACACCAACAACACAUCCGGCUCUCUCUUCGGCAAUAAACCGGCCUCGAAUCCCUUCGGCGCGAGUACAAAUACGGGAGGCGGCUUGUUUGGCAGUUCAACAACGACACAACAAAACACUGGCUUUGGGGGAUCAACAGGUGGAUUCGGUACCAAUGCGGGCACUGGAGGCUUUGGGAACAAUACCGGUGGUUCAUCUUUCAGCUUUGGCGGGGCCAAUAAGCCGGCCUUUGGAGCGUCGAGCAGUUCAACGCCCCUCUUCGGUCAGGGCGGUAGUGGAACCACAGGUGGUUUUGGCUCAGGCGCAUUUGGUGCUUCUGGAUCUGGAACCGCGUUGAGCAAUCAACCUGUUCCGCCUUCGGAAGGAACUGCCUCUACGCCUUAUGCUCCGACAUUGGAGAAAGAUGCCUCUAACCAACAGAGCAAUUACCAGAGCAUUAAUUUCAUGCAACCUUAUCAGAAGUAUUCGUUUGAAGAGCUUCGCUUAGCGGACUAUAACGCCGGACGUCGCUAUGGUAGUGCCACAGGAACCUCUGGUGGAUUCGGAUCUAGUACUUUUGGUGGAUUCGGUGGUAGCAGCUCUACUCCGGCUUUUGGUGGUGGCAACACUUCGUCGGCUGGCCUGUUUGGCUCGCAGACAACCUCGUCGUCAACGCCUUUCGGUGGCAGUGGUACUCAAACCACAGGCUUUGGUGGUGGAGGUCUCUUCGGAAGUAAGCCUGCUACAGGUGGUCUUUUUGGCCAGCAGCAGUCCACAGGAACUUCUUCUGGUGGGAUCUUCGGCACUUCGGGCAGUACUGGCGGUGGCUUCGGGGCCGGAGGUUCAGGGACAUUCGGUUCUGGAACGACAGGUGGCGGUCUCUUUGGACAACAACAAAACAAGCCAGGUGGCUUGUUCGGGUCGACCACCACCACCAGUGCUCCCUCAUUCUCGUUCGGCAAUACCGCUCCGACCAGUGGUGGUACUGGUCUAUUUGGAAACAACAACCAGCAGCAGCAACAGUCUCAGCAGCAGUCUGGUGGUUUAUUUGGUUCUGCAAACCAACAAAAGCCACUCUUUGGCGGCAGCUCAGGAGGCUUUGGCAGUACGACAAGCCAGAGUCAGCCUUCUGGUGGUCUGUUCGGUACCUCCACCUCCCAGAGUGGUGGUGGCGGCCUUUUCGGCAACAAUACUGCAACAACUGGUGGUACUGGAACCGGCCUUUUUGGUUCCAACAAUACUACGUCUAAUACUGGGCUGUUCGGUAAUCAAACUCAGAAACCUGGUGGGCUUUUCUCCAACAGCACCUUUGGAACAAGCCAGCCGAGCACCGGCGGUGGUUUGUUCGGCACCAGUGGCACCAACAAUCAACAAAGCGGAGGUUUCUCCUUUGGCAAUGCUGCGCAGAAGCCCGCAGGAACUUCGUUGUUCGGCAAUAGUCGCACACAACAACAAGGAGGUCUCUUCGGCCAGGCCGGUGGGACAAGCUUGUUUGGCAACUCUCAAAAUACGCAGCAGGGCCAGCAACAGCAGCCGGAUUUCAAGCAGUCUUCUUUGAAUGACCCUAAUCCUUAUGGUCAGACUUCAAUUUGGACUGGGUUGCCCGUACCCACCCCGGAGACUGCGAAACCACUUUUCACCCCGUUGUCAGCAACCCAAAAGAUGCGGGAAAGCCAGGCAAAGCCUCCACCAAGUCUCCGUCUAAGCCAGUCGCGGUACAUGACACCUCCACGCCGUUCUGGCUUCGGCUUUUCCUACUCCACAUAUGGAACUCCUAAUAGUGCUGCGAGUACUCCUGGCGGGAGUGGCUUGACCAACAGCAUGUAUGGCAGUCGAAGCUUUGCGGGCGGCAGCUUUGGACGCUCUUUUGGAAAGAGUGCCUCGGCGAGUAAUUUGAGGUCUCAAUUCUCAGGUGACACCGAAGGCAUCCUCAGCCCCGGUGCAUUCGCCCCAAGCGCAAGUCGUUGGUCCAGUGGCAACAUGCGCCGGCUCACCAUCGAUCGAAGCAUUAGGAAUGACCUUUUCACCCGACCUUCUCUUCCUGGUCCACCAGCCAACGGCUCUGAAAAGCCUAACGGUAGUCAGGAGGAGGCGGUCAUGAUUAAUGGUGCCGAAUCUUCAGGCGAGAUCAGCAAAUUGAAAAAGCGGGUCAGCUUUGACAAAGGGACUUUCGGUGGACAGGAAGCAACCUUGAAUGGGGAGUCGGGAGCUCUGGUACGUGCCGAGACCGAUGGGGAAGACUCCGAAUCAGGUAGGACUCUUAACGGCAGUGCCACACCUGAGGCCGAACCUUCACGGACCAACGAGCUUGCUAUGGUGCCUGAAGAUAGGGAAUCCGACCAUGUUUCUCCCCAGAAGGCGGUUCAAGCGAAGCCUGACCCGCAACCCGGUGACUACUGGAUGAGACCUACUCGAGCGGAACUCGGGAAGAUGCCACGUGAAAAACUACAAAAGUUUGUAGGCUUUGAAGUGGGUCGCAAAGGCUGUGGAAAAGUUACUUUCAACGGCGCGGUCGACCUUACUGCAAUCCCCUUGGAUGACCUUUACGAAAAGAUUGUGGAGAUCCGCCUUCGAUCGGUCACUGUCUAUCCAGAUGCUAGUUCAAAGCCUCCGGUCGGUAAAGGUCUCAAUGUGCCAUCGACGAUCUCGAUCGAGAACUCUUGGCCUCGCUCUCGCGGCCAACCUUCAUCUGCUACCAGCGGUCCAAUUUUCGAGAAGCACGUUAAUCGAUUGAAGAAGAUGCACGGCACUGAAUUCGUCAACUACGAAGUCUCAACCGGUGUCUGGACGUUCAGAGUUCCUCAUUACACUCGUUAUGGUUUGGACUAUGACGAUGACGAUGAUCUAAGCCAGAGUCAGUUGUCUGCGCCGCCAGACUCUCUCAGUGGCUCAAGAUCUGGCAACAUAUCGGCAAUGGAUGUUGAUAGCGAGGACCACGAUGACAGCCAAGAUGACGACACCUUUGCUUUCAAGCAGAAGACCGUCCCGGGAGGAUUUGGACGUCGAUCUGCUGUUGACUACGACGUUGACAUACCAACAACACAGAGUGAUGAUGACCUCCACGAAUCUGAGUUGUCAGAGCAGUCUGCAGCCGAAGAAAGUGACAACGAAGUUAGCAUGGUGGGGUCGUUUCCGCCUAGAAGUGCAACAGCCCUUCAGAGCCCCAGCAAGCCCACUCUGAAGGCGAGUCAGAUGGGUACUCCUGGCAAACAUCUUCUCAGCCUCGAUGGUGAUUGGGCUGAGCAACUCCAACAAACAAUCAGUCCUCGCAAGCAGAAUCGUGAGGCUCUCCGCGAUGUCCAGAACAAAAUUCUCCUCGAUCGAGCCUAUGAACCAAUGAAACCGAAAGCGCAAAAUCAGAACGAAUUCCGUACGAGUAUUGACAUUAUGAACUCCCUGUUCAGCAAACACGAGGCAAAAAUGGCAAAGGGAAAGAAAGGACAGGCUGGGCCGGAUUUUGAGUUUCCUUAUUCGAAGCGCGCAAAAACCUUUGGUGAUGACGAAUCCGAAAUGACCGAGAACGACAGACUGUGGCAUUCUUCAUUCAAACCCCAAUUCACUCAACAGAACAAACUGGUAUACAAGGCUGAUGGUGCAGUGGAAAGCGACUCGAUGUGGACCAGAGAUCUUCUCGUCAGCAACGAAGGAGGUGACGUGGAAAUCACUUCACUUCGCAAUGCAACAGUCGGAAUGAGCACCGAAACCUUGAUGGCGAACACAAAAGUCAAGCUAACGGAACAAGUCCCAUUUGUGCACCACGAUACCGUUGCCUUCUCCCAAGGCAAAGAGCAACUAACUCAGCAAGGCGCCAACGCAGACGAAAUUGACGUCUACAAUUUCUUGCAUGUCCUUUUUGACGAGUUCGACGAUGAAUUCACUUGCGGACUAAGUCGGCAGCAGCAGCGGGAGUAUUUGGCACGUAUUCGGAAAGAUCGUCUUUCAAAAUUUCUUGCUGAACUGGUCUGGCGUCGACACACCGAGAAAAUCAAAUACGCCGAAAAAGAAAGUGCUGUAACCGCAGCGCUACUACAACUUACUGCUCAUAACAUCACCGCUGCUUGUGAGAUGUUGACGCGUGAGCAGGAUUUCCAUUUGAGCCUGUUGGUUGCGCAGAUCGAACAGGGAGACGCGACGUUUCAAAACGACAUGGCUGAUCAGAUUGAGGCGUGGAGACAACAGGGCGUACUGAGUGAGAUGUCGGAAGAGAUCCGUGCCAUGUAUGAGCUUCUUGCCGGAAAUACGACCAUUGCCCAAGGCAAGCAGAAUGUCCCCGUGGAGGACAAGGCUAGUACGUUCGCAUUGUCAGAAAAGUUUGACCUCGACUGGGUACAGGCGUUUUGCUUGUGUCUGUGGUACGGACACCAGAAGAAUGGUGACAUUACGGAUGCUGUGGCUGAAUUUGCAAACAAAGUCUCCAGUCGCGAGGAAUCCGCCAGUCCUGUUGGUGAAGACGGCAGGGAGGAUCUGUUGUGGGUGAUGCUCAAGUUGUUUGCCACUAGCGAGAAACCAGGCUGUGUCGAUGUGCCUGUCUUCCCACAAGCUUUAUCAGCUCUCGCUCAACCCUGGAACUCGACCCACGCAUUCCAGCUACACCACUUCAUCGCAGCUGCUGUACAGGGCGUCGAGGUCGACAACAACAAAUCCGACGAUCUAGCAUUGUCACUGGCCUUCGAGUAUUCGGCAAAGGGAGAUGUCGUCGGUGCGAUAUAUGCCGUCGAACACAUCAGGAGUUCAGUUUCCCGGAGCUCGCAUAUUCGAGAAUUGCUUGAAAGACACGCGGCUGUAUUGCCGUCGUCUCCCGAUCUCGACUCUGAAAAGGCGGCUUUCUCAACUCAACAAGGCCAAUCGCAAGUCUGGACCGACCUGACCACUCACCUGAAGGUGCCAGUCAGCUGGAUCUGUCAUGCCAAAGCGCUCUACGCUCGAUCUUGCACCGACGCGCACACCGAAUUGACUUAUCUCAUCCUUGCGGGCGAAUUCGCCGAAGCACAUGAGUGUUUGCUCAAGCGUGUCGCGCCACGCCUUGUGAUCGACGAGGAUUGGGAGACGCUCCAGUCGACUCUGGCCAAGUUUGAUCCGAACCCUGCGGACAAACUUGAGAUUGGCGCGUGGGAAAGUGGAGGCCAAGUGUAUGCUGACUUUGUCACGUUGAUUUCCGCCGCGGCUGUUUCGAUAUUACACAAGGCCUUGAUUGAACUGAACUCUCGGUUCGUCAGCCGUCACGGGGAGACGCUAGCUUUGGAUAAGGAUAAGGAGAACCUCGAACAAAGAGUUGCACUGUGCGAGAUGGGCAGAGCAGUCGCGAGAGCCAUUGAAUUGGAUGAGGAUGACGGGUUGAGUUCAAAGAAAUCAAUACUCGACCUACCACUCACUGCGGAUGGGAGAUUGACUCACGCUCGAGCUUUGGGAGUGGAAUAUUAUCGUGGACUCAUGGCUAUGGCGAGAUGA